Messenger RNA from Prorocentrum cordatum, 2173 nucleotides. NCBI's taxonomy places the organism in Eukaryota, Dinophyceae, Prorocentrales, Prorocentraceae. The record is from the annotation of a GenBank genome assembly.
GCUCACAGCCUGGGGAUCACGGCGCCGUCCGCGCACGCUGCUUCGCCCUUGUCUUCCGUGCAGCGCAGGCAUGAAUGGGGGAGCUUCGGCGAACCAAUCGGACCAGCACCUGCCGAAGGAGCCGCCAGAUGCGCAGGAAGAGCGCAUCCGCACCGUCGUGGUCAAGCCUCACCUGGCCACUGACGCCACCCAGUUGUCACUGCAAGAGGGCGAGAUUGUGAUCGUCCUGGAGCAGGACGAGUCCGGCUGGUGGGGCGGCCACAAGGAUCGUGAGGAAGUCACAGGAUGGUUUCCAGGAUCUUGUGUGCGGCAGGUGCAGGCCGAGCCUAUGCAAUGGCCAGACAUCGACUCCGUCCCAAAUGAGGUGGAGUCCCCUGUCGGCGGAGAGGAUUCGUUUGGGAACCAGAUGAAGCGAUGCUGCGCGGCACUGGAGGGCGAAGACCAGAGCCCGGUGCAGCAGCACGUGCGUGUCCGUCUUGUGGCCACGCCGCAGCGAUGCAGCCAGGCGAGCCAGCUCCGUGCCUCUCCGCCGCGUGAGAGCCAUCCCCCCACCGUGGACGACCUGGCGGCAAGCAGCACAGAGUCGCUGUUCGCCCAGCCGUGCGGUGGCGCGGACGAGCAGGCCUCGGAGCGCGCCGAGCUCCAGCGCUACGUUUCCGAGCUGACGGACGCCCUGGGCGCUCUCAGGCAGCAGGCGGAGUCCGAGCGGGCGAGGGCCGCCGCGCUGGAGUCCUCGCUGCAGGAGGAGCAGAAGUGGCGGCGGCAGCUGGAGCAGCAGCUGGAGGAGCUGCUGCAGGGCGACAGCGCCGAGAAGACCAACCUGCGCGCCGAAGUGGGCGCUCUGCGCGGGCUGCUGGACGACGAGCGGCGGCAGCGGCGCGAGGAGGUGGAGCGGCUGCAGGAGCGCUGCGACGCAGCGCUCCGGGAGGCGCAGCGUGCCGCGGCGGACGACCUGCGCCCCUCGGAGGAGGAGCCGCGGCGUCCCUCGGCCGAGCCCGCCCCCGAGAGGGACGCCCGCAGGCGCUUGUUCGACGAGGCGCCAGACCACAGCCGGAGCCACCGCGGCUCCCAGCCCGUGGCCCACGUCGCCGCGCCCGCGCCCGCGGGCGGCGGCAGCGGCGCCGGGCACGGGAGGCCGCGCACCGCCUCGGCGCCCGGGCCGGGCGCCCUGCGCGGCCGGCACUCCGCGGUCCGCCGGGACGAGGCGCCGCCGCCCGGCUGCGUGGCCGAGCGCGUCCGCGCCCUGGAGCAGCAGCGGCCCAGCACGCCCGGGGCGGCGGGGCCCGCGCGGGAGUGGCGCGCCAGCAGCUACUCGUCGGAGGACCGCCGGGCGCGGCGCACGCCGCCGGUGCCCAGGCACUGCCAGGCUCCGAGCGCGGGCGGCGCCGAGGCGUGCGAGGAGGCGGCCCAGGUCUUCCUGGGCAUGUCGCCGCUGGGCCGGGGCGGCCAGGCCGCGGCCGCGGCAGCUCUGGCGCCGUCGCCACCCGUGCGGCUGCAGCAGGCGGAGGGGGGUGCCCCUGAGGUGCAGCCGGCCGGAGACGGCAGGCUCAGGCUCUCGUCGUCGUGCCGUGGGCUCGCCAGCGAGGCCGCCUCCGAGCGUGCCCGCGUGCUGCAGGUGUGGUGACGUUGCGGAGCCCCGAGAGAGGGAGAGAGAAAGAGAGAGAGAGUCGCCACUGGGCGGAGCCUCGCGGGGUUCGCCCGGGGCGAGGGCUCCCAGCGGCAUGCUGCAUCCCUAGUCGGCAUGCUCGUGCAGACGAGCCCGUGGCAUUCGAUCUGUGGCUCAAAGGUGGGGGGUCCCGAGGCAUGGGGUCCUCAGACGAAACCGUGGCACUGCGUCGGUGCAGGAUUUUUAGAAUUAGCGCAUAGAGACGUCAAUGGAAGCGAGGCGAGCCACAUGUUGCCGCGAAAGCUCGGGUCUCUGAGGAUAGCCGCUGCUCGGGCAGCACCUCUCGGGUUCCAGGGCUUGUUUCAUGUCGCCAGCUGCUCAAUUAGUGCCGGGCCACAGCCCACAUGCACGGCUGCUUCGUUGGCAGCCAUGUACUUUGCUGACCUCGGUCAAUGCAAUGCACGCGCCGAUUUUUUUCCUCAGAGCCUCACGCGCUCGUCGUGGGCACACCGCGUACGUACACUGCCUUCAGGCCUUUCUCAAGAAGCGGAGUUGGCGGCUCGAAAA